Molecule: messenger RNA, 5811 nt
Organism: Symbiodinium natans
Lineage: Eukaryota; Dinophyceae; Suessiales; Symbiodiniaceae
Source: the annotation of a GenBank genome assembly
AUGGGCUGGCAGGUGGCGCAAUACCACCCCAGCCAUGUGAACUCUUCGAGCACUGCAACUUUGUCUCAGCGCCUUAAAAGUAUGCACAUACAAGCCUUGUGGCUGGACCUUCCAAUACCAGGCCGGCACGUGCAUAAAGACCGCUUGUCUUCCCACAUGACCCAGCUAUGUGUGUGGCUUCGUCUUUGCCACGAGCUGGGAAUCUCCGCGGUCUUGUUUGGGCCCCAUGGCAAGGGUUGGUUGGCCCCUGGUGUGCAGGAUCUCCUUGCCAGGGGCCAGGUUCGUAAGGUUUAUCAUAGGCUUUGUGCUUGGGGUUUUAAGAUAGAUGCUACGCAACAGGAGCCCAGCUCCACAGCCUUUGUCACUGCCAGCACCUUUCCCCUCUCAGGCAACCCGUGCGUCUGUGAACGGGGUGUUCAGCACAAGCUUGAUUGGGUGGUGACCUCCCAACCCCAUCAGCGCCGCCUCAGAGCCCAAGCACAUGCAGCAGUAUCCUUUCGCGUGGCCGCGCAGUGGCUUGCUCACGUGCCUUCCCACGCGCCCUUGGCGCAGCAACUCAGACCGAGCACACCCGACACAAAUCCGGCUCGACUUUCCCCCGCCCGAUGUGACGCUGAUUUGCGUUUGGUCCCAAACUUUUGCGAGCCGGAUGGCGACCUCUCCAGGCCGUUCUUUUCCGCAUCGAUGAAAAGGGCAACUGCCCCAAGUCAGGAGUCCGUUGCUGGCCACUCGGCAGCGAGACGGGCUGAAGCCCCAGACUCCCACUUGUCGAUGCCCAAAGCCUUGCCUGGCCCCUCAACCGAGUCAGCUUUUCCAACUGAAGCCCGUAUCCAACAAAAGGCCCACCUGAAAGCCCUCAAAGCUCAAGGCCUUAAGCCCAAGACCCGCAAGGUAGUUGUCGAGGACCACCACGACGACUGCGGCACCAGCCUCGCAAGCCUGGCUGCCUAUCUGCCGAAAACGGAGACUGUACAUCUAGCCCACUGGGCCCUCUACCAGCACUCGUACAAUCUUCCACCAUAUUGGCUUUUGGGCUCGUCGGCAGGGCCAGGCCUACCGCCGCAACCGACCUCGUGUUUCCUGGCCAGCAGCUUCGAGCAUGCGCUGCAAACCUUGAGUCAGAGGCCAUGCCCAGCAAGCGUUGUGGUGCGUAAGGAGACGCGUGGGAUCCGGAAGGAAAUGGCCACAACCCAGAAACUGCAGUCCCGACACUUUAUCUGUGAGCAGCCCUGGAUUGGCCGACCGACGCACUCUCCCGCCUGGUGGCAGUUCCUGCAGUCCUCACAGCACAUCCACCAGGAUGUUUCUGACAGGUCCGCGUCAUACACUUUCUGGGCCACCCACGCCUACCUCCUUAAGCCACUUCAGGACCACCCGUGGUGUCCUGAAGCGCAAAAGCCACCUCAAAUGUGGAGCAACGCGCUAGCUGACAGCGUGAUGGAUGGCCUCAGCCUCUUAUGCACAGCCGAACAACUCACCCAAGCCUUUCCCUCAGCUGCUGUGGGGCCGGAUGAAAGGGAAGCCGCGCCGCCAACCGAGGUGCCUGGCGAAGAGUGGUGGAGGAAGUGCCCCGGAUGCCGCGGACGCCAAAAUCAGCAUGAUGACCGGCACAACCGCGUCCCAGGCCAAUGCAAGUACCCCCACUCUGAAAGCAUAUCCUGGAAAUGUGAGGGUUGCCGUUUUCACAGACCGCGCGGACACCCCACUCACACUAUGGGGCCAGAUUGCAAGCAUGUCUUGGUGGAAGAACGCAAGGGUGUCCCGCGCCGAGGCAGGCACCCACGAGCCCCAGCUCGCAAAGCUGUUGAUGAUCCUUCUCGUGAUCUACAGGCGCAACUCCCUGACGGUACGGAUCUUGGCCAAAUUGAGGAAGAUGAAGCUGCGCGGGUUCCUGAGCCCAAAGACGCUUCUUCCAGUGCAGCCCUCCCUUCGGAUGUGGAGGAAGCGGACUACGCGCCUUCAGACGCGGAAAACGCAGCUCCGGCAGCAGCAUCUGCAGCUCCCUCUGAUCUGCCCGCUCCAGCAGAAAUAUGCAGAAAGCCUGCGCCUCGCAACCGCAGGGUCUUUCGUGAGGCAGGCGUAGGACACGAAGUCCCCUCGGACUGGACUCGGUUUGAUAUAAGCCGCUCCAUGCGCGUUCUCCGGGUUGGAAAUGAGAGGGCUAUCCGUACCGAACUACGUAAGCUACACCUACGCUUCUGGCACUGUUCACGCCAGGCAUUGGAGCAAAUCCUCAAAGCAGCGGGCGUUCCUCAGCGUAUCAUAGCGUACGUGCCCGACAUAAUAAACACCUGCCAAGAAUGCCGUAAGUGGCAGCGCCCUGGCAAUGCCACUCAACACGCGCUCACCGCUAGCCUCAAGUUCAACCAGCAUGUGGAAUUUGAUCUCCUGUUCUACCGUUCGUUUGUGGUAUGCCAUCUUGUGUGCCGGGCCACUAGAUGGCACGCAGGUUGCGCCAUACCAAGCAAAGACGGAGAAGUGCUAUACGAGAGUAUCAACACGUGCUGGAUUGGGCUCCACGGCCCAAUGCAGCAGCUGAUUGCCGAUGGCGAAACCGGCCUAUGGAGCGAUGCUAUCGCCCACCGCAUAAAACGCCAAGGCAUCGAAAUGAAGCUGCGAGCUCCACAGCAGCAUGCGCGCUACAUUGAGCGUCGCGGAGCCAUACUACGGGCCACUCUUCAUGUGAUGGAAGAACAGCUUGAGCGCGAAGGAUUGGUCUACGCGUUUCCAGCCCUGCUGGCCGAAGCCAUCUUCGCCGGCAACGCACUGGUGCAUAUCGGAGGCAGCACUCCGUACCAGGCGGUUUAUGGCAGGCAGCCUGCCAUGUUGCCCCCGCUUGAAAUUCCUGACAUGCCCGAACGCGAGCAAGUUGGCGAAGCUGGGGACAGGCAGCGUGCCUACAUCCGUGAAGCAGCAUUGCAAGCCAUGAUCCAGGCCACCAGCCUGGCACGCAUCAACAGAGCGGCGCACACGCGCACAUCUCCAGAUAGCACCCGCGAGUUCAAGGUAGGGGAUCUAGUUGAUGUUUUCCGGAAACCGCCCAGUAAAGAUGCUUCAGGUUGGUCGGGUCCGUACAGGGUUACUGAGUCCUUGCCAGGCCAGGUCCUAGUGAGGGUCAACGGCCAGAAGCGCACAUACAGGAGUCAGGAUGCACGCCUGACCCUCUUAGUCCUGUACACCGCCAACCAGCCUUCAGCAUGGCCUGAGUGUAUGCAAGUUGUCACAGAAGCCUUGAUGGGUCUGCAGCAGGGACAGUCCGCGUUGUAUGGCUUUGCUAACUCCCCCACAGGUGGCUGCGUGCUUUCCAAGGCCACACGUCAAGCGCCGCAAGUGCUACACGCGCUUGAGUUCCUCUUCACCCACUGCUGGCGCCUCCCUGAGACCAUCGGCGCGCGUCUUGCCCGCGGCGCCAAGAGUCUCAGCGCCGUAACUUUGGCGUCACACUCCACCUUAAUCUUGUGGCAAGCAAACAUAGACCAAGAUGUCCAGUUUAGCAGUUUGCAAGGCACUAAGGUUAACCUUUUAGAACUACUAGGCAACAGUUAUAGCUCUAGUUUAGUGGUUCAGGCCUUGCACGCUGCCGAUCAGGACAUCACUCUUGCCGAUGCCUGUGACGAAGCUGCCGACCUCAACCAUGAACCUUCCUCAGAAACCGCGCUCCCGUCCAGUGACACAGAACCCCCUUCGAUCCACACGCCUCAGGGCCAGCUGUCCACCAUAUCUGAGGGUGAUGAGGCAGAAGAUGCAGUUCACACCUUCUUGUUGUCUUGCCCGGCAGAGCAGCCUGCUCUGACUGAGACACUGCGUGUGCUGUUUGCCUUGUCUGAGUCCGAAACUCUGGAGGCAGCAGCAGAGGGCCCCGAAAACGCCCACGUGCCAUAUUUCGAACCAGUCGACCCUUGUACUACCGCCAUACUGGACCCUUACGUGCACUACCAGUCUGCUCAAGUUGCCACUAGUCACUACGGUUCCCUAGACUACCACGACCUAGCAGGGAAUAAGUGUGUAGAACUGUGGUUUACUAAGGGUAUGGCCAAAAUUGUUGGGGAUGAUAGCGGUUUGGCGCCUGAUGAAACGUAUGCUUUAAGAGUUUAUGCCACGGGCUACCGACAAGCAGUCAUCCAAAGGGAAACCGACCUGCUGACCCCUCAAGACAUGCAAAAGCAUCAGCCCAUGGUGGCAGCAGCUGCUUUGGAGGAGCUGCAAACAUGGAACAAGUACAAGUGUUUCAAAAGGGUGCCUAGAGCCACUGCAAAAAACGUCAUGGACAGCAAGUUCGUGGCAAAAUGGAAAAUGGUUCAAGACGCGCAGGGCAAGGAGCAACGGAUCGUAAGGAUGCGACUUGCGCUGCGUGGUUUUAAGGACCUCCGAGAGGGCCUUGAAAAUUUCGCAGCAACAGGAUCCCGGCAGUCACAGCGGCUGCUGAGCUCCGAGGUUGCCUGCCAUCCGGGAUGGAAACUGGUUGCUGUAGAUGUAGCCAAAGCCUUUCUGCAGGGCAUGACAUACCAAGAAAUGAGCAAGCUCACGGGAGAAGCCGAGCAUGAGGUCCAUUUUGAUCUGCCAGCUCGUGAGGCUGAGUACCUUAAGCAAGUGCCAGGCUUCGAAGGUUUUGACCCUCGCAAGGAGACGCUAAAGUGCUUGAAGCCUGGUACGGGGUGCCGUGAUGCGCCCCGUGCUUUUGCUCUAAAGCUCGCACAGUUCACCCGGUCCAAGGAGAUCGGUCUUCAGCCUUCCUUGUACGACUCCGAAUUGGAAUAUAAGCACGUAGGCGGCCGCCUCGUGCUCAUUCUUGUAAAACACGUCGAUGACCUCAAGAUCGCCGGGGAGCCUCGCGAAGUGGAUGCGUUGGUAGCACACCUUGAGUCCGGUUUUGGCAAACUAGCCUACCAAGAAAACAAUUUCACCGUGUGCGGCUUGACACAUGUCAGGCACAGCGAUGGCAGCAUCGAGAUGAACCAGGAUGCGUACUUGGCAGCCAUGCGGCCUAUACAGCAUCCAGAGCUAACAGGCAGGGCCAGCAAUGAGCCGUGUACGCCAACUGUGCACGGCCUGUUUCAGAGCCUUCUUGGCGCAGUUGCAUACAGCCUGCUUUCGCAAGCGUGGGCUGCCGUGUUUGUGGUGGCUCUCCAGCGGCAUGCUGCUGCGCCCACCAAUCUGCAUGUAAGGCGUUUGAACCUUCUGUUGGCCGCCCUUCAAAAGCAGAAAGCAAAGCUGCACUUUCCGGCCAUGACUUGCGCACGCCGUAUAGUCGUUUUUUCUGAUGCGUCCUUCAGCAAAGAAAAUGAACAGAAAGGCUACGGCAUGCGUGGGGCAGUGUUUUUGCGCAUGGGCACUUUCAACGGCCAGGAGCGCUGCCAUUUCUUAGAGGCUCACUCGCAGAGCUUGAAGCUGGUCACCCGCAGCACCUUUGCUGCCGAAACACUGGCAGCCGUGGGUGCAGUUGACACCCUUACAGCUCUGUUGGUAACCCUCCAGGAAGUGGCUUGCGGCACACUGACCAUUGCAACUGCUCGUGCCCUAAGAGAGCAGGGCGACUUUGCUUUUACCUCCGAACUUUGUAUAGACGCCAUGAAUCUGUACUACGCGCUAUCAGCGGCAUAUCCCAAGUUACCAGCCGAGAAGGCUCUAUUCAUACAUAUAGCCUGGCUGCGGGACUUUAUCCGCGUUAAGAUCCCCAAAGUAAUAUCUUGGGUUGACACUAGGGACAUGCUGGCUGAUGGCUUAACCAAGGGCAAGGUAGAUCGUACAGCAUUGCUAAAUGCAAUGAAGGGUGUUGUGAAACUAACACACCCGAAAACUUCUACCAGGUAG